AUGGCACUUUGCCGGCAAAGGAAUCGGUGGAAGUUGAUAGUUUGCUUUUUUGGGGCUUCUAUAGUGGGAUAUUUUAUUUUUAACAGGCAUAAUACCGGUGACAUACCUGGAACAGGUCGAAGAGAGGUUCCCAUUGAGCAAGAUGUUGCGAAUGAAAUGCUUGAAAAGCCUGUUUAUGACAAACCGCCGUUGGAUUUAAAUGCCUUGGGAGAAAUGGGCAGAGCUGUCAAAUUGAACCUCGUCGGCGAGGAGAAGAAACAAGAGGAGGAAAGUAUUAAUAAACACCAGAUUAAUACCUAUGUGAGUGAUCUGAUAUCUCUCCACCGCAGUCUACCUGAACAAUGGAAUCCUCUGUAAGUUGACAGUGAGUUUGAGUGUGGUGUUUAUGAUAUUUUCCCUACAUUCUCUUGUGACGUAAGAGUGUUUGAUAAAGCUUUUCUAAAAUAUGACUGACUGAAUAUGAAGUAGCCUAGCCCUAUUGUAUACUCGCGAUCAACCCAUUGUGGCAAACCCCUUUGAGUAUUUCUAAAUGCCAAAAUAACAGGCAAGGCAGUGCUUGAUUUUGUAAGGUUGGAUAAAGUCAGGUCACUGACAAAGCUCGUACAGCUGUUUCUUUUGUUUACUACAGCGCAAGGAAUUAUGUAUUAAAUGACUAGAUGCCUGUUGAGCCAUGUGCAAAGAGUUAAUAAAGUCCUGCGGCCAUAUCUCAGUCAGAUGUCCAAGCAUAAUGGUAACCAACAACAUUGACCAAAAACACAGAACUGAUUUUCUUUCUUCCUACUCUUAGACACUUUUUUGAAAAAUGGCCCAGAUCUAUUAGCCAGUGUGACAGAUCUGUUUGUGCUAUAAUUCCACUCCUCGUCAUGCCAAUGACAGUGAGUGACAAGGAGAAGCAUGAUGGAAAGGGGAUAUCUAGGUCUUUGGAUCAGGCUAGCUACAGAUUUAUAUCAAGUGAACUCUUUAUCCCUACUUCUCCAGUUGUAAGGACCUGAAGUAUGACUAUAGGUCAUUGCCAUCCACCACAGUGGUGAUCGCCUUCUACAAUGAGGCCUGGUCAACGCUGCUACGCACUGUCCACAGUGUCCUGGAGACCUCACCCGACAUACUGCUACGAGAGGUGGUGCUGGUGGACGACUAUAGUGACAGAGGUACAAUCAUAUAUAAUGUACUACCAGUCAAAAGUUUGAAAUACUAUGAAAUAACACACAUGGAAUCAUGUCGUAGCCAAAAAAGUGUUAAACAAUAGCCACCCUUUGCCUUGAUGACAGCUUUGCGCACUCUUGGCAUUCCCUCAACCAGCUUCAUGAGGUAGUCAGGUGACUACCUGUAAUGCAUUUCAAUUAACAGGUGUGCCUUCUUAAAAGUAGAUGUGUGGAAUUUCUUUCCUUAAUGCUUUUGAGCCAAUCAGUUGUGUUGUGACAAGGUAGAGGGGGUAUACAGAAGAUAGCCCUAUUUGGUAAAAGACCAAGUCCAUAUUAUGGUAAGAACAGCUCAAAUAAGCAAAGAGAAAUGACAGUCCAUCAAUACUUUAAGACAUGAAGGACAGUCAAUACGGAACAUUUCAAGAACUUUGAAAGUUUCUUCAAGUGCAGUCGCAAAAACCAUCAAGCGCUAUGAUUAAACUGGCUCUCAUGAGGACCACCACAGGAAUGGAAGACCCAGAGUUACCUCUGCUGCAGAGGAUACGUUAAUUAUAGUUACCAGCCUCAAUUGCAGCCCAAAUAAAUGCUUCAUAGAGUUCAAGUCACAGACACAUCUCAACAUCAACUGUUCAGAGGGGACUGUGUGAAUCAGGCCAUGGUUGAAUUGCUGCAACAACAAAAAAAACACUACUAAAGGACACCAAUAAGAAGAAGAGACCUGCUUGGGCCAAGAAACACGAGCAAUGGACAUUAGACUGGUGGAAAUUUGUCCUUUGGUCUGAUGAGUCCAAAUUUCAGAUUUUUGGCUCCAACCGCCGUGUAUUUGUGAGACACGGUGUGGGUGAACGGAUGAUCUCCGCAUGUGUGGUUCCCACCGUGAAGCAUGGCGGAGGAGGUGUUAUGGUGUGGGGGGUGCUUGUCUGUGAUUUAUUUAGAAUUCAAGGCACACUGGAUGGCAGAGUGAAGGAAAAGCAGCCAACAAGUGCUCAGCAUAUGUGGGAACUCCUUCAAGACUGUUUGAAAAGCAUUCCAGGUGAAGCUGGUUGAGAGAAUGCCAAGAGUGUGCAAAGCUGUCAUCAAGGCAAAGGGUGGCUAUUUGUAGAAUUUCAAAUAUAAAAUAUAUUUUUAUUUGUUUGACACUUUCUUUGGUUACUAUAUAUAUACAUACAUACAUACAGUUGAAGUCAGAAGUUUACAUACACCUUAGCCAAAUACAUUUAAACUCAGUUUUUCACAAUUCCUGACAUUUAAUCCUAGUAAAAAUUCACUGUCUUAGGUCAGUUAGGAUCACCACUUUAUUUUAAGAAUGUGAAAUGUCAGAAUAAUAGUAGAGAGAAUUACUUAUUUCAGCUUUUAUUUAUUUCAUCACAUUCCCAGUGGGUCAGAAGUUUACAUACACUCAAUUAGUAUUAAGUAGCAUUGCCUUUAACUUGUUUAACUUGGGUCAAACGUUUCGGGUAGCCUUCCACAAACUUCCCACAAUAAGUUGGGUGAAUUUUGGCCCAUUCCUCCUGACAGAGCUGGUGUAACUGAGUCAACAACAGCCCUUUUUGUUCCCUCUCAGCUCAUUUGAAGGAGCCGUUAGAAAACUACAUCUCCAGCUUGAAGAAGGUGCAUCUGAUCCGGGCCAGGAAGAGGGAGGGCCUGGUGCGGGCCAGGCUCCUGGGGGCCUCCAUCGCCACGGGCGACGUGCUGACCUUCCUGGACUGCCACUGUGAAUGCCACAAGGGCUGGCUGGAGCCCCUGCUCGACAGGUGAGAAAUCCUGUAGCGGGCCAGGUGAGGACUGUUCUUCAGUCUAGUUGUGGGACCUUAGUUUCCACAUGUAAAGUGGUACCUCCCUCCAUUCCUUAUACUCUGCAGUUGAAUGUAUCAUGCUGCUGUAGCUAGAUUUGGAUAUGUGUAGCUAUGUGAACUAUUUCCCCCACCCAUCCCCUUUCACACUAAUCCCAAGCCUCCAAAGGCCUGUUCCAAAUGGGGCCUGUUGUGAGACCUUUCUCUCCCUCCUCACCUCUCAUCACCCCUCUGCCCCAGGAUUAAGGAGGAGCCGUCAGCUGUGGUGUGUCCCGUCAUUGAUGUCAUCGACUGGAACACCUUCCAGUAUCUAGGCAACCCCGGGGAACCCCAGAUCGGAGGGUUUGAUUGGCGGCUGGUCUUCACCUGGCACUCGGUGCCAGAGUACGAGCAGAAACGCAGGCGCUCUGCCAUCGAUGUCAUCAGGUCUGUGGUACCCUACAUUAGAAACAGGCGCUCUGCCAUCGAUGUCAUCAGGUCUGUGGUACCCUUUAUUAGAAACAGGCGCUCUGCCAUCGAUGUCAUCAGGUCUGUGGUACCCUAUAUUAGAAACAGGCGCUCUGCCAUCGAUGUCAUCAGGUCUGUGGUACCCUAUAUUAGAAACAGGCGCUCUGCCAUCGAUGUCAUCAGGUCUGUGGUACCCUAUAUUAGAAACAGGCGCUCUGCCAUCGAUGUCAUCAGGUCUGUGGUAUCCUACAUUAGAAAGAGGCGCUCUGCCAUUGAUGUCAUCAGGUCGGUGGUAUCCUAUAUUAGAAACAGGCGCUCUGCCAUUGAUGUCAUCAGGUCUGUGGUACCCUAUAUUAGAAACAGGCGCUCUGCCAUCGAUGUCAUCAGGUCUGUGGUAUCCUAACAACCUCAGUGUAUCGGAGAGGAAAAUAGUCUAAUCCUCAGUUAACUUUCAAGAUGUACUUUUAACAAUUUGAUAUGCAUAUUAUGUAGAGAUGAACAAUUGUUAUACAUACCAUAGGCUGUAUGAUUUCUGAUAAUUAUGGAAAAAGUUUUCAAGAUCUGCUCUGUAAGCUGUGUCUGUUUUGGUCCCAGGUCUCCUACUAUGGCUGGUGGGCUUUUUGCUGUCAGUAAGAACUAUUUCCAUUACCUGGGCACGUAUGACACAGGCAUGGAGGUGUGGGGAGGAGAGAACCUAGAGUUCUCAUUUAGGGUGAGUGUAGGUGAGAAAGAGAAUGUGAGUGUGUUUGUGUGUGUGUGUGUGUGUGUGUGUGUGUGUGUGAGUGAGAGUGAUACAUGUGGGCUUGCUGAACUCUGGGCUGUUUAUCCAUGCUUUUUUCCUGAUGUUGCUGUGAUAAGUUAAAAACCCACUGGAAUCCAGUAACCGAUGGUCAUCAUACUGUUGUGAAAUAUGUGGUGAUUCACACAAGGCUGCAAUGUUUACACUUUCAUGAUAUAAAUCCCCAAAUAUGGGAAAAACUAGGUCACCACUGUGCUGUUUUAGAUAAACAAAAUCGGCCUUUCUAUUCCCUAAUCAAAAUCACAUGAAAGAACUCGAAACCAAAAGUUACCACCGUCAAUAAAGGUUCCGCAGUCAAUAAAGUUGCAAAGUUUGAAGAAUCUAAACCAGCACAGAUCUCAUGUUUCCUUCAGUUACUUCCUGUGGGAAAGAAAACAAAACCGCCAUACAACAACAGAACUACCUCCCCUUUUUAUAAAGACACACAAAGCUGCUGCAUUGUGCUUCGUGAUUGAAUCAUGGUGUGUAGCUAAUCAUGUCCUCGUGUUGCUGUUGUUGUUAUUUAGAUCUGGCAGUGCGGGGGAAGCCUGGAGGUCCACCCCUGCUCCCACGUGGGCCACGUCUUCCCCAAGAAGGCCCCCUAUUCGCGGAGUAAGGCCCUGGCCAACAGCGUGCGUGCUGCCGAGGUCUGGAUGGACGAGUACAAGGAGUUGUACUACCACCGUAACCCCCACGCACGCCUGGUAGGCCAGCACUGAACAGGGACUAGCGAACCCCCACACACGCCUGGUAGGCCAGCACUGAACAGGGACUAGCGAACCCCCACACACGCCUGGUAGGCCAGCACUGAACAGGGACUAGCGAACCCCCACACACGCCUGGUAGGCCAGCACUGAACAGGGACUAGCGAACCCCCACACACGCCUGGUAGGCCAGCACUGAACAGGGACUAGCGAACCCCCACACACGCCUGGUAGGCCAGCACUGAACAGGGACUAGCGAACCCCCACACACGCCUGGUAGGCCAGCACUGAACAGGGACUAGCGAACCCCCACACACGCCUGGUAGGCCAGCACUGAACAGGGACUAGCGAACCCCCACACACGCCUGGUAGGCCAGCAUUGACCAGGGACUAGCGAACCCCCACACACGCCUGGUAGGCCAGCAACGGCAUGCUCCGUUCCGCGCCAACCCAGGUGCCAGGCUGCCAGCAGGCCUGGGUUCAAAUACUAGUUGAAAUCAUUUCAAAUACUUCAGCUGGGCUUAAUUGAGCAUGCCUGAUACAAUGGAACCAAUGGAAUGGUUGGAAAAUGUGCAAACUCUGCCCAUCUGGCACUCCGGGCAGGCUAAAGCAAAUGCAAAAAGUAUUUGAAAGAUUUCAAAUAAUAUUUUAACCCAAGUCUGCCAGGGUACCAGGCUGCCAGUGUAUGUAGUUAAAGGGAGAGGCUCUCUAAACGAAUCAGAUGGCACUCAUCUCUCCACAAACACCCAUUCGCUCUCACUCACUAUCUCUCCAUCUGUCGGUUUCUGACCCAACUAUCUCUUUCUUUCUCUUCCACGACCCCCCCCCCCCCCCCCCCCCCCCCCCCUGCUUAUUCCCUCCUGAUCUGUAAUAUUAAGGAAGUCUCGAGGUUCUGCUUGCCUGAGUUAGAAUACCUCAGGAUAAGCUGUAGACCAGGGGUACUCAACUACUUUUUAAGAAGGUCCAGUGACACAAAUUUCCUAGGUGGCAAAGGUCCGGAUGGAUAUCGUCCGUUAUCGGCGUAGUAACAAACAUACUCUUCUACGACUUAGGAAAUAAAAUGUACAUUAAAUGAGACAAACAAUUUGAAUGAAUUACAACUUCUUUCGAAUGUAAACAUGUGCAACAUUGCAUCAACAUAGCUGAAGAACAAAAGUGGUUGCAUAAUUGUCUAUGCAAAAAGUGCACCGUGAACCAUUGAAUAAAAAACAAAAUGUUUAUAUACAGUACCAGUCAAAAGUUUGGACACACCUACAGUGGGGAAAAAGUAUUUAGUCAGCCACCAAUUGUGCAAGUUCUCCCACUUAAAAAGAUGAGAGAGGCCUGUAAUUUUCAUCAUAGGUACACGUCAACUAUGACAGACAAAAUGAGGGAAAAAAAAUCCAGAAAAUCACAUUGUAGGAUUUUUAAUGAAUUUAUUUGCAAAUUAUGGUGGAAAAUAAGUAUUUGGUCAAUAACAAAAGUUUCUCAAUACUUUGUUAUAUACCCUUUGUUGGCAAUGACACAGGUCAAACGUUUUCUGUAAGUCUUCACAAGGUUUUCACACACUAUUGCUGGUAUUUUGGCCCAUUCCUCCAUGCAUAUCUCCUCUAGAGCAGUGAUGUUUUGGGGCUGUCGCUGGGCAACACGGACUUUCAACUCCCUCCAAAGAUUUUCUAUGGGGUUGAGAUCUGGAGAAUGGCUAGGCCACUCCAGGACCUUGAAAUGCUUCUUACGAAGCCACUCCUUCGUUGCCCGGGCGGUGUGUUUGGGAUCAUUGUCAUGCUGAAAGACCCAGCCACGUUUCAUCUUCAAUGCCCUUGCUGAUGGAAGGAGGUUUUCACUCAAAAUCUCACGAUACAUGGCCCCAUUCAUUCUUUCCUUUACACGGAUCAGUCGUCCUGGUCCCUUUGCAGAAAAAGAGCCCCAAAGCAUGAUGUUUCCACCCCAUGCUUCACAGUAGGUAUGGUGUUCUUUGGAUGCAACUCAGCAUUCUUUGUCCUCCAAACACGACGAGUUGAGUUUUUACCAAAAAGUUAUAUUUUGGUUUCAUCUGACCAUAUGACAUUCUCCCAAUCCUCUUCUGGAUCAUCCAAAUGCACUCUAGCAAACUUCAGACGGGCCUGGACAUGUACUGGCUUAAGCAGGGGGACACGUCUGGCACUGCAGGAUUUGAGUCCCUGGCGGCGUAGUGUGUUACUGAUGGUAGGCUUUGUUACUUUGGUCCCAGCUCUCUGCAGGUCAUUCACUAGGUCCCCCCGUGUGGUUCUGGGAUUUUUGCUCACCGUUCUUGUGAUCAUUUUGACCCCACGGGGUGAGAUCGAGGGAGAUUAUCAUUGGUCUUGUAUGUCUUCCAUUUCCUAAUAAUUGCUCCCACAGUUGAUUUCUUCAAACCAAGCUGCUUACCUAUUGCAGAUUCAGUCUUCCCAGCCUGGUACAGGUCUACAAUUUUGUUUCUGGUGUCCUUUGACAGCUCUUUGGUCUUGGCCAUAGUGGAGUUUGGAGUGUGACUGUUUGAGGUUGUGGACAGGUGUCUUUUAUACUGAUAACAAGUUCAAACAGGUGCCAUUAAUACAGGUAACGAGUGGAGGACAGAGGAGCCUCUUAAAGAAGAAGUUACAGGUCUGUGAGAGCCAGAAAUCUUGCUUGUUUGUAGGUGACCAAAUACUUAUUUUCCACCAUAAUUUGCAAAUAAAUUCAUAAAAAAUCCUACAAUGUGAUUUUCAGGAUUUUUUUCCCUCAAUUUGUCUGUCAUAGUUGACGUGUACCUAUGAUGAAAAUUACAGGCCUCUCUCAUCUUUUUAAGUGGGAGAACAUGCACAAUUGGUGGCUGACUAAAUACUUUUUUCCCCCACUGUACUCAAAGGUUUUUCUUUGUUUUUACUAUUUUCUACAUUGUAGAAUCAUGUAGUAACCAAAAAAGUGUUAAACAAAUCAAAAUAUAUUUAUUUUAUAUUUGAGAUUCUUCAAAUAGCCACCCUUUGCCUUGAUGACAGCUUUGCACUCUCUUGGCAUUCUCUCAACCAGCUUCACCUGAAAUGCUUUUCCAAUAGUCUUGAAGGAGUCCCCACAUAUGCUCAGCACUUGUUGGCUGCUUUUCCUUCACUCUGCCGUCCGACUCAUCCCAAACCAUCUCAAUUGGGUUGAGGUCGGGGGAUUGUGGAGGCCAGGUCAUCUGAUGCAGCACUCCAUCACUCUCCUUCUUGGUAAAAUAGCCCUUACACAGCCUGGAGGUGUGUUGGGUCAUUGUCCUGUUGAAAAACAAAUGAUAGUCCCACUAAGCCCAAACCAGAUGGGUCUCCUCUUCUUAUUGGUGUCCUUUAGUAGUGGUUUCUUUGCAGCAAUUUGACCAUGAAGGCCUGAUUCACACAGUCCCCUCUUAACAGUUGAUGUUCAGAUGUGUCUGACUUGAACUCUGUGAAGCAUUUAUUUGGGCUGCAAUUUCUGAGGUUGGUAACACAAAAUAACUUAUCCUCUGCAGCAGAGGUAACUCUGUGUCUUCCAGUCCUGUGGCGGUCCUGAUGAGAGCCAGUUUCAUCAUAGCGCUUGAUGGUUUUUGCCACUGCACUUGAAGAAACUUUCAAAGUUCUUUAAAUGUUCUGUAUUGACUGACCUUCAUGUCUUAAAGUAAUGAUGGACUGUCAUUUCUCUUUGCUUAUUUGAGCUGUUCUUGACAUAAUAUGCAUGUCAAGUUGUGUAUGGUUCACACUGCAGCUCUUUGCCCAAACUUGGAAAAAGGCCUCUUUAAGGACUGAAGGACGCAAGGGACAACUCAAUUUUCUUCUGACUUCUUUUAUUUAAUUCCAGUUCGUUAGUUAGCUAGUCAGUUAGUUAGGUUGAUAACCUUUAAAGGCAAAACACAAAAAGAAAUAUACAUUACUUCAAGUAAGGUCAUUUCAAAUUAAAUAUAUAAUCUCAAUGUAGUCAUAUUAUCUAAAUUAUACUAUAUAUACUAAAUUAGACAAUUGGUCUCAAUUCUAAACACAAAUAAACACCUAACUGGCAUCUAUGGGCCUUUCAUUGGCAAGGUUAGCAGCCAUGAACAUAAAUGUUUGAAACUCACUCCAUGUGAAGAGUCCUUCUCCUCUCAUAUUGUGCAAGGCCCAUUUCCCAGUGCGAACAGCUGCUUCUGCAGCACCAUUCCUGUGAGGGGAGUCUGCUGGGUGGAUCUUCCAGCUCCACUCUGUUCCAUGCUUUGAAGCUUCAUUUUCAAGCUCAGAUGUAAUUUGUUGAUCCAGGAAGUGGUAGAGCUCUUUGAGGGCAGGUCUAGCACCCACAAAGUUCUUUCCAGGAUCUGACCCCAGUUACUUUGGAUGCCCUCUCAGUGCCGUGAAUCUUUGGUAGGCCAGUAAGAAGCCUUCAGUUGACUGGUCACUGACAACAUCUGUGUGUAUAGCUCUGGAUGCCAUACAACAGAAGACAAUUCCCCACACCUUGAGCUUGACUUUCUUUCUCACCUCGUCCUUGACUUCAUAUGGUCCAAAUAAGUCCACUGCUGUGUACUCAAAUGGUCUGGCUGGUGUUAUACGCUCGGGUGGAAGGUCACUCAUGAUCUGUUGGCACUUUCUGGCCCUAGCCUUUCUGCUAGACAUUCUCUGCUUUGCUGUGCAUCACUCUGACUUUCCUUCUGAACUCCCACUUCAGGAAGUACAUCAUUCUUGUUUCUCUUGGCCUGCGCUCUGGUCAGUGCUGCAGAUAAAUAUUUCCUUUGAAGUUUGUUUAUGCCUUCCUUGGCAUAAGCUGCAAUUUCUUUGGCUGACUUCUGUGGCCACUCUUCCACAGGUUGCUGCAGGAACGCUGGUCCAUUCUGCCACAUGGAAUCUUCCGGGGCUGCCGCUCUUGUUAUGAUGUCAGCACUGUUCAGGCCUCCCGGGAUCCACCACCAGUCUUCGACGGAUGUGGAUUUCUGGAUCUCUCCAACUCUGUUCGCGAAGAAAGAUUGAUACCCAUAACUGUCUCUCUGGAUAGCUCCCACCACAGUUUGACUGUCCAGCAGAUGGAGCCAUCGUUCAAUUUCUAUACGACUGUGUUUUUCAACGUACUUUCGAAGUCGUGCUGCGCAGACAGCACCGCAGAUUUCAGCUUUCACUGCUUCCCCCUUUUGGUCCAAAGGUGUGAGUUUUGCUUUGGAUUCAACCAACCUGACUUGGAUGCCUUGCUCGGUUUCCCAUCUGAAGUACACUACGGCUCCAUAGCUCUUCUCACUUCCGUCAGAGAAUGUUAUUCCCCAAGGUUUACCAGUCCAGUUGACUGGUGUGAGGCUUCUGUGGAAGGUGAUUUGGCCAAGACGUGUGUACUCCUCAAACAGUCAAUUGUUCAGACAGAGGUUUGUCCCACGUGUUUCGGGUCAGAGUUUUGCCUCCACCUUCUUGAAACGCCUUUCUGAUAAGAAUGGCGCCCUUUUGUUUGGCAGGUGUGACGAGGCCUAUUGGGUCAUACAGGCUAGCUACUUGGCUUAGCAGUUCUCUUCUCGUCAGUGGGUUUGGAGUUUUCCCUCUCACCUCUUCUUCAAGGAGAUUUUGUCCGACUCUCAUCUUCUUUUUCCUCUUUGAGAAAUUGAUUGAAGUCAUAAGGUACAGUUUAUCCUCUUCAACAAGGUAUCCAACUCCAAGGGCUUUAGUGUCUCCUUUCCUCAUCUGGUUUGGGAGAAUAAGUACUGUGCUUGACUCCGCUCCUUGUUCUCCUGGUACGAUCUCCUGCCUCCCACUUUGGCCUGACCGGACCCAGGGUUUGAGGAAGAAUCCGCCUGUCCUCAGGAUCUCUUCAACUCUUUUGGUGUCCUUGUCCAGCUUUUGUAAGUCAUUAUGGCGAUCCUACGUUCCUCCUCCAGGUGAGCGAACAUGGCCAGUUGUGCAAUGCACCCUGCUGGUCGAUCGCCAAUAGCCUCUUGGUCUUUUACCAAAUAGGGCUAUCUUCUGUAUACCACCCCCCACCUUGUCACAACACAAUUUAUUUGCUCAAACGCAUUAAGAAGGAAAGAAAUUCCACAAAUUCACUUUUAAGAAGGCACACCUGUUAGUGCAAAUUAACUUUUUAGACUCCUUGCAUACAGUGCUGCUACUGUUUUAUUGUCUGUCACUUUAUCCUUAGUUCUAUGUACAUGUAUACCUCUGCACAUGGACUCAGUACUGGUACCCUGUGUAUAAAGCCAAGUUAUCGUUGGUCAUUGUGUAUUUAUUACAACUUGAUUUACUUUUCUAUUAAUUGUCCAUUUUCUUUCUCUUUGCAUUGUUGGGAAGGACCCGUAAGCAUUUCACUGUUACUCUACACCUGUGGUUUAUGAAGCGUGUCACAAAUAACAUUUGAUUAAUGAAAAACCUUGGGACUUUGGGGAAAGUUACCGGAAUUUUGCAACCCUAGGCUGUGGACUGUGGAUUGGAGUGUCUUUGUGCUAACAGUGACCAGGAUGCAGUGGUGGACCGCCAGUGGGAAGGGUUUAUGUGUGUGGGAGGAGUGCUUACGUUUGAGUUGAGAUUGUGUGCAACAGAAGAGGAGUGUGAUGCGAAAUUCUGUUUUUGUAGUGUCAGUGUAUGUGGUGGGUUUAGGGGAAACUUUGGAAUAACCAUAGAUGGUGCUGUUGUCUGUCAGUUCACAGAAUAAUACCCAGACACUCAAACAGACAGGAAGUCAGUUGAACAUGUAUUUCUGAGCUCAUGACUGCAUGGGCUCAAAAUAAAUAUCAUUUUAUCAUUUUAAAGGCUCUUGUUUUGUUGUGGUUGUCAGGAGGCCUUUGGGGACGUGACAGACAGGAGGAGGCUCAGGAGCCAGCUGGGAUGUAAGGACUUCAAGUGGUACCUGGAGAACAUCUAUCCUGAUAUCCAUGUCCCUGAGGACAGGCCUGGGAUGUUUGGAAUGGUGAGGAGAAUGCUGCCAUUUUGACUCCCAAGGUUGUAUUAAUUAGGCAACAAACUGAAGAAAAUGGACUGAAACUACCUGAACUUGUCCAAUAAGAAACACUUGUUAUCGUUUUCAACCCAGGCGACCUCACAUUUGCACCUCAUUAAUUAAUCUGUGUUUAUUAAAGGGAUAGUGCACUCAAAUGUCAGUUAUCAUAGGCAAUUUGACUGAACUUUCCCUUGACUCCCCACACUCAUAGCUGUACUUUAACAGCAGCAUCUACAUGUUGUUUCCCUCUAGCUGAAGAACAGAGGCAUGUCCAAUUACUGCUUUGACUACAACCCUCCUGACGACCAUAAUCUGAUGGGCCACCGGAUCAUCCUCUACCCCUGUCAUGGCAUGGGACAAAACCAGGUAGCUAUGGCGCCAUCUUUACUCUCCAUGUCCUUCAUUUAAAACCAGGUAGCUAUGGCUCCAUCUUUACUCUCCAUGUCCUUCAUUUAGUAGUGGUUCAGACACUGGUGUGCUAGCAUAAAUUGUUUUCAGGACUGCAGUGAUUGUUGUCUAGUGUUGUUAGCUUUGAUGUUACCUUGAUGUGAAAAGAACUGUGCUCAGAAUGCCACACACACCAUUACGUGUCUGUGUUCAGCUGUGCAUAGAGGAAGCCAUUUAUGCUCUCUCUGUAUUACUCCACAAGCCCCCCCCCCUUUUUCACCCCCCCCCCCCAAUCGGCUUUUCAACACAUUUACAUUGACAUUUUAGUAAUUUAGCAGACGCUCUUAUCCAGAGCCACUUACAGUUAGUGAGUGCAUACAACCAUACGACAGCAUGAAUCAGAGUUAUAAAUCACAGGGCCUGAGCUCUAACAUAGUCUAAAGGUCAUGGUCUAAAGGUCAUGGUCUAAAGGUCAUAGUCUAAAGGCCUUUAUAUCCAAGCAGCAUUGCAGUGUUAUUACUGUUUAAAAAACAGCCUGGAGGUGGUCUGCUAUACGGCUGUAACGCCUCAGCAGCUGUCAGGGUAAAGAAUGCUUUCAUGGCCAAUAGCCUAACACCUUGACCAAACCGGCCCCGUUGAUUUUGUCUAUCCCCACCAGAUGUAUUCAUGACACGAAGGUUAAUAUAUCAAACCAACUGUGAACCAACUAUAUUAAUUUGGGGACAGGUCGAAACACAUGAAGCAUUCAUGGACAUUUAGCUUGCUGUUGGAUUAUUUUACCUGAAAUGCAUAUGGUCCUUUUUUGGUGGAUCUUUGUAGAAUUUAACCCAUUUUGAGUCAUACAAAAUCGUGUGUUCUCUACUCCGACAAUUAGUCCACAGAUAACUGUAAGUCGCUCUGGAUAAGAGCGUCUGUAAAAUGUAAAUGUAAAUCAAGGGGAAACCUAGUUAGUUUUCUUUGAUUCAUCUCUGCUCGUUCAUCUUUUAAUCACCCACAUGGGUUAGUAUGCUCGUGAAAACCAAUGAGUAAAUGGGAGAGACAGAACUUGCAUGUAACGGUAAAUUGUUUUUUAACUGUGCCUGGCAGACAGCAUGUGGUAAUGGAAACGGUAUUUGACUCAGGGCUUCAGAUUAUAUAAUUGACAUUGAUAAGUACAAAAUUGCUUUGUGUAUUUGGACCGAAAUGAUAGUAAGGAAAGCAGGUACCAUGGUGUGUGAGGUCAGCUGCAUGGGACAAAACAACACACACACACACACACACACACACUGCCCACACUCUGCUGGUCUCACCCUGCAUCUCUCCUGUUGCAGUUCUUUGAGUACUCCAGUGAGAGUAGCGAGAUCCGCUAUAACACCAGGGAGCCAGCAGGGUGCGCUGUGGGGGACGCCGUCUCCACCUACCUGACCGUGCACCUGUGCAGGAAACCCCGGCAGCCUGUACCAGAGGACCAGAAGUUUGUCCUCAGAGAGGUGAGCUGGAUGGGGACUGUGUUUUCAUCCCACAUCAUGACAGCAAACAGUGAGUGAGUGAGUGAGUGAGUGAGUGAGUGAGUGAGUGAGUGAGUGAGUGAGUGAGUGAAAAGGGGGGCGGAGGGAGGGAGAGGGAGAGUGAGGGCUGGCUGGCUGGCGGAGAUAUAGGAGGACAGGCUUUUGUAAUGGAAUCAAUGUAAGGGUAUCAAACACAUGGAAAUCAUAUGUUUGAUACCGUUCCAUUCAGCCAUUACAAUGAACCAGUCCUCUUAGAUCUCUGUCCACCAGCGUCCUCUGAAGAGGGUGGAGUGGAAAACCCAGAUGAACACAUGGACAUACAGUGCCUUCAGAAAGUAUUCACACCCCUGGACUUUUUCCACAUUUUGCUGUGUUACAUCCUGAAUUUAAAAUGGAUUAAAUGUAGAUUUUUGUGUCCCUGAGCUACACAAAAUAUCCCAUAAUGUCAAAGUGGAAUUCUAUUUUUAGAAAUGUUUACAAAUUAAUUAAAAAUGAAAAGCGGAAAUGUCUUUAGUCAAUAAGUAUUCAACCCUUUUUUGUUAUGGCAAGCCUAAAUAAGUUCAGGAGUAAAACGUUGCUUAAAUUGCAUGGACUCACUCUGUCUGCAAUAAUUUUGUUUUACAUGAUUUUUAAAUGACUACCCCAUCUCGGUACCGCACACAUACAAUUAUCUGUAAGGUCCCUCAGUCGAGUAGUGAUUUUGAAACACAGAUUCAGCCACAAACACCAGGGAGGUUUUCCAAUGGUUCGCAAAGAAGGGCAACUAUUGGUAGAAAAAAUAAAUAAACAUACACACACAUUUAAAUAUUCCUUUGAGCACGGUGCAGUUAUUAAUUACACUUUGGAUGGUGUAUCAAUACACCCAGCCACUACAAAGAUACAGGCACCCUUCCUAACUCAGUUGCCAGAGAGGAAGGAAACCACUCAGGGAUUUCACCAUGAGCCCAAUGGUGACUUUAAAACAGUUAGAGUUUAAUGGUUGUGAUAGGAGAGGAUGGAUCAACAACACUGUAGUUACUCCACAAUACUAACAUAAAUGACAGAGUGAAAAGAAGGAAGCCUGUACAGAAUACAAAUAUUCCAAAACAUGCAUCCUGUUUGCAGUAAGGCACCAAAGUAAUCCUGCAAAUAUUUUGGCAAAGAAAUUAACUUUUUGUCCUGAAUACAAAGUGUUAUGUUUGGGGCAAACCCAACACAUCACCGAGUACCACUCUUCAUAUUUUAAAGCAUGGUGGUGGCUGCAUCACGUUAUGGGUAUGCUUGUCAUCGGCGAGGACUAGGGAGUUUUUCAGGAUAAAAAGAAACGGAAUAGAGCUAAGCACAGGCAAAAUCCUAGAGGAAAAAUUGGUUGUCUGCUUUCCAACAGACACUGGGAGCUAAAAUCACCUUUCAGCAGGACAAUUACCUAAAACACAAGGCUAAAUAUACACUGGAGUGGCCUAGUUACAGUUUUGUCUUAAAUCAUCUUGAAAAUCUAUGGCAAGACUUGAAAAUGGCUGUCUAGCAAUGAUCAACAACCAACACAUUUUUAAAUGAAUAAUGGGCAAUUAUUGUACAAUCCAGGUGUGCAAAGGUGAUUCUAACAUGUAUUGACUCAGGGGGUUGAAUACUUAUCUAAUCAAGAUAUAUGAGUGUUUUAUUUUCCAGAAAUGUUUAACAAAUGUUAGAAUUUGUCGUCCACUUUUACAGAGUAUUUUGAGUAGAUUGUUGACAAAAAUUGACAAUAUAAUCUGUUUUAAUCCCACUUUGUAACAUAACAAAAUGUGGAAAAGGUCAAGGGGCAUGAGUACUUUCUGAAGGCACUGUAUACAGUAGAGUACAGUACGGGUGUAGCUAAAUGUUGGUUUUCACUAAGCACUCUUGUGUUCUGUCUGUUCUGUUGACUUUCUUGUCGGAGCGGCCUCGAGGCCUUCAGAGCAUGUUCAAAGGAAAGCUUUGACAAACACUGACAUUAAGCCCUCCCCUCCCCCUCCCCUCCCCCCUCCCCUCCCCUCCCCUCCCCUCCCCUCAGCUCUCAUCUCUCUAUUUCUCUCUCUCAGCUCUACAGUGACUUGCGAAAAUAUUCACCCCCCUUGGCAUUUUUCCUAUUUUGUUGCCUUACAACCUGGAAUUAAAAUUUAUUUUGGGGGGUUUGUAUAAUUUGAUUUACACAACAUGCCUACCACUUUGAAGAUGCAAAAUAUGUUUUAUUGUGAAACAAACAAGAAAUAAGACAACAAAAACAGAACUUGAGCGUGCAUAACUAUUCACCCCCCCAAAGGCAAUACUUUGUAGAGCCACCUUUUGCAGCAAUUACAGCUGCAAGUCUCUUGGGGUAUGUCUCUAUAAGCUUGGCACAUCUAGCCACUGGGAUUUUUGCCCAUUCUUCAAGGAAAAACUGCUCCAGCUCCUUCAAGUUGGAUAGGUUCCGCUGGUGUACAGCAAUCUUUAAGUCAUACCACAGAUUCUCAAUUGGAUUGAGGUCUGGGCUUUGACUAGGGCAUUCCAAGACAUUUAAAUGUUUCCCCUUAAACCACUUGAGUGUUGCUUUAACAGUAUGGUUAAGGUCAUUGUCCUGCUGGAAGGUGAACCUCCAUCCCAGUCUCAAAUCUCUGGAAGACUGAAACAGGUUUCCCUCAAGAGUUUCCCUGUAUUUAGCGCCAUCCAUCAUUCCUUCAAUUCUGACCAGUUUCCCAGUCCCUGCCGAUGGAAAAACAUCCUCACAGCAUGAUGCUGCCACCACCAUGCUUCACUGUGGGGAUGGUGUUCUCGGGGUGAUGAGAGGUGUUGGGUUUGCGCCAGACAUAGCGUUUUUCUUGAUGGCCAAAAAGCUCAAUUUUAGUCUCAUCUGACUGAGUACCUUCUUCCAUAUGUGUGGGGAGUCUCCCACAUGCCUUUUGGCGAACACCAAACAUGUUUGCUUAUUUUUUUUGUUAAGCAAUGACUUUUUUCUGGCCACUCUUCCAUAAAGCCCAGCUCUGUGGAGUGUACAACUUAAAGUGGUCCUAUGGACAGAUACUCCAAUCUCCGCUGUGGAGCUUUGCAGCUCCUUCAGGGUUAUCUUUGGUCUUGUUGCCUCUCUGAUUAAUGCCCUCCUUGCCUGGUCCGUGAGUUUUGGUGGGCAUUUUUUAAUAAUGGAUUUAAUGGUGCUCCGUGGGAUGUUCAAAGUUUCUGAUAUUUUUUUAUAACCCAACCCUGAUCUGUACUUCUCCACAACUUUGUCCCUGACCUGUUUGGAGAGCUCCUUGGUCUUCAUGGUGCCGCUUGCUUGGUGGUGCCCCUUGCUUAGUGGUGUUGCAGACUCUGGGGCCUUUCAGAACAGGUGUAUAUAUACUGAGAUCAUGGGACAGAUCAUGUGACACUUAGAUUGCACACAGGUGGACUUUAUUUAACUAAUUAUGUGACUUCUGAAGGUAAUGGGUUGCACCAUAUCUUAUUUAGGGGUUUCAUAGCAAAGGGGGUGAAUACAUAUGCAGUUAUUUUUUUCAUUUCACUUCACCAAUUUGGACUAUUUUGUGUAUGUCCAUAACAUGAAAUCCAAAUAAAAAUCAAUUUAAAUUACAGGUUGUAAUGCAACAAAAUAGGAAAGACACCAAGGGGGAUGAAUACUUUUGCAAGGCACUGUACCUCUAUCAAUUUAAUUCAAUUCAAAGGGCUUUAUUGGCAUGGGAAACAUAUGUUUACAUUGCCAAAGCAAGUGAAAUAGAUAAUGAACAGUGAACAUUCCACUUACAAAAGUUUUCAAAGGAAUAGAGACAUUUCUGUAUAAUCUGAGGGAAAUAUGUGUCUCUAAUAUGGUCAUACAUUUGGCAGGCAGUUAGGAAAUGCAGCUCAGUUUCCACCUCAUUUUGUGGGCAGUGUGCACAUAGCCUGUCUUCUCUUGAGAGCCAGGUCUGCCUACAGUGGCCUCUCUCAAUAGCAAGGCUAUGCUCACUGAGUCUGUAGAUAGUCAAAGCUUUCCUUAAUUGUGGGUCAGUCACAGUGGUUAGGUAUUCUGCCAAUGUGUACUCUCUGUUUAGGGCCAAAUAGCAAGCCAGUUUGCGCUGUUUUUUGGUUAAUUCUUUCCAAUGUGUCAAGUAAUUAUCUUUUUGUUUUCUCAUGAUUUCGUUGGGUCUAAUUAUGUUCCUGUUGCUGUCCUGGGACUCUGUGGGGUCUGUUUGUGUUUGUGAACAGAGCCCCAGGACCAGCUUGCUUAGGGGACUCUUCUCUAGGUUAAUCUCUCUGUAGGUGAUGGCUUUGUUAUCCAUCUCUCUCCCUCUCAGCUCUCUCAUUUUCAUGCUCUUUCAGCGCUACCUCUCUCAGCACUCUUUCUCUCUUGCGCUCUCUCUCUCUCACCCUCAAGUGCCUUAGCCUCCACAGACUCCAACUCCCUUCAGAUACAGACUCAUCCCAGUAUCACUUUAGUAGAUCUUAAUACCCCUAGUCUCUCUAUGGAAUAUUAUCAAAUAUUAUUAUCAAAUAAUGUCUUCUGGAUAACUUUGAAGUAUCUCAGGUGAUGUGUUUUUGUGGAGGUUCGUACACAAUGGAUCAUAAAGCAUUGAGGUAGCCUAUUGACUGGGUGUACAGUCCAUGCUUGUUGUGGUAGUUUAGCACAGGUAUAUGUGUUCAGUGUUUCCAGCAGGGGCGCAACUUUCACUGGGGACGGGGGGGACAUGUUCGUCCCCCCCCCCCACAUUCUGAAAUGGCAUUUUGUCCCCCCCCCCCCCCCCCCAGUUUUAGCAUUGGAAUGUGAUACAAAACGAGGCAACGGUGUGCUUUAGGACCAUGCAGACGCCUCCGAGCGGUCGGGUAGGCUGUUUCACGUGUUUAUCCGACUGGAUUAAAAAACAUAUAUAAAUGUAUGUCCCCCCACUUCUAAAACCAAAGUUGCACCCCUGGUUUCCAGACAUGUUAAUAGCUGGAGGGAGAGGGAGCAGUUGACAGAAGGCGAGGGACAGUUUCUUGGCCUUCUCCGCAUUAAAACAUGAGGAUUUGAAUGGAUUGUGAUAUGGCUGUUUUCACACUGCACUGCUCCCCUCUCUGUAAUGUAUGUAUGUAGUCUACACACCAGUGGUUCACAGCUCCACUACUCCAGGGCUGUAUCCAGUCCUACUGGUGUUAAUAUCUCCUUGGCGCUAAAUUUCAUUGGUUGGCUAGUGUGUCCACACACUUGGUUGUUUAGGUAGAUAUUAGCUGGUUAAAGGGAAGGAUUUUAGAACAGCAUAAGGUAAUAGGCCUUAAGGACCAGGACAUUGCUUCCCUACUCUAUACUAGUGGUCCAUUUGGCCUGUCUUGUAAAAUAGAUUGUAUUUCAAUAACCUGUAUAAAUAAAGGUAACGUUUUUUAUAACUCCUCUCCACUAGGACGACAGCCUCUACCACGUGAUGACCCAGAAGUGUGUCCAGGCCGUGGACAAGACAGACAACGACAGCCCUGCCCCCGCCCUGCGGCCCUGCUCAGACCACGCCAACCAGAAGUGGUUUUUUGAGGAGAGGGGUUCAUAGUGGAGCGGGCCUGCUGAAAUCCCUGGGGUGAAGGGUCAACCACACUCUUAACCCUGGGGUAGAGGGCUGGAGGGACCCCAAUACUCAGGUCCAGCGUCCUUAUGCUGUGGAGAUGGCCUGGGUCAUAUUCACUAGAAACAAAACAGAAGAAAAUGGUCUGAAACGGGGAGGUUCUAUCUGAAGUAGUCCAAUAGGAAUCAUUCCGUUUUCUGUUGCACACCGUUUUGACCUAAUGAAUAUGACCCUGGUCAGGCUAAACGUUAUCUCACCUCCUGUAUCUAUGCACAACCGUGUGCUUGCUGGACAACGUUGACAUUUUCGUAUUUGAUUAUUUGAUAUUAACGCAUACCACAUAUCUACUUCUCAAAUCUUUUUUUUGUGGCAAUUUUUAAAAAUCUGGGAGACGGAGGAGGUUGGGAAUGGACUGGGAUAUUUGUGACACAUUUUUAAAUCCAGGGUAUAGUGUGGGAUUUAAUGACAUGCUGGCAUUGUACUUGGCAUUGUGCUUGUUUUUCCUUGGUUAAGGAAGAGGGGUGAAACCAAGGUGCAUUCCACCUAUCUGUUCAUCUGACUGAAGCCACACCUGCUUUUUAUUCUCACGUUCUUUCUCUGGAACACGGGACCACUUAGCAGCUGGUAGUGGAUGUUUUUGGCAUUGCAUUGAUCUUGACAGACACUUAUGUACUUGCAUUACAUUAUAGCUGUAAAUCUCAGACUCAACCUCUAGAGAGAGCCAAAGCUUCCAUCUUGUGUGCUGAUUUAUUUCACUCCAUCCAGCAUGUUCUCAGUGAUGUGAUGCGAGUUGUACAUUAUUCAGGUAUUUUUGGGAGCAAGUUCUUUGUUUUAUACGUGUUUAUUUUUAUUUUUUAUAAGUGCUAACUACUCUAACCAGUCCCUCCAGGAUUUUGUGGGGUUUUUUUGUGUGAUAUUUGCGGGGAAAAAAUCUUGCAAGGCAGUAUGCAACGAUUUUGUUCAAUUUGUUGACGUGUAGCUUGAUUGUACAGCUUAAAUGUACAGUGAUUGGUUAACAUUUUUGUACUGCCGUGAUGGAUCAGUUUUAUGCGAUAAUAUUGAAUUAUUUAUGCAGAAAUAGUGUGGUGAUUGGUCAAAUUUGCAAGCCCUCGCAUAAUAUGUGGGAUCACAGAAUCCUGGAGGGACUGUUUAACAUUCGAUUGGCUCAGCUCAUAGGCUUAUGACAACACGCAGUACCUCUUUAUCCACUCGACUACUGAUCGUAGGAGAAAUUCCACUCCAGUCUUUAGUUGUGUUCAUUCAUAACUUUGAUGUCAGCACUCCCAAUUGAAACUUUUCUGAAAGAAGGAAUACUUUAAUGUUUUUUGGUCUAACAUACGUCUUGUCAAUGCAAUCAAAUCCUAGUGAGAUUGUUAUUUUCCUAAUCGAGUGAAGCUACUAAGACUAAACGUAGCUACAGUUGAAGUCGGAAGUUUACAUACACCUUAGCCAAAUACAUUUAAACUCAGUUUUUCACAAUUCCUGACAUUUAAUCCUAGUAAAAAUUCCCUGUUUUAGGUCAGUUAGGAUCACCACUUUAUUUUAAGAAUGUGAAAUCUCAGAUUAAUAGUAGAGAGAAUGACUUAUUUCAGCUUUUAUUUCUUUCAUCACAUUCCCAGUGGGUCAGAAGUUUACAUACACUCAAUUAGUAUUUGGUAGCAUUGCCUUUAAAUUGUUUAACUUGGGUCAAAUGUUUCGCGUAGACUUCCACAAGCUUCCCACAAUAAGUUGGGUGAAUUUUGGCCCAUUCCUCCUGACAGAGCUGGUGUAACGGAGUCAGGUUUGUAGGCUUCCUUGCUCGCACAUGCUUUUUCAGUUCUGCCCACAUAUUUUUUUAUAGAAUUGAGGUCAGGGCUUUGUGAUGGCCACUCCAAUACCUUGACUUUGUUGUCCUUAAGCCAUUUUGCCACAACUUUGGAAGUAUGCUUGGGGUCAUUGUCCAUUUGGAAGACCCAUUUGCAACCAAGCUUUAACUUCCUGACUGAUGUCUUGAGAUGUUGCUUCAAUAUAUCCACAUAAUUUUCCUUCCUCAUGAUGCCAUCUAUUUUGUGAAGUGCACCAGUCCCUCCUGCAGCAAAGCAUGAUGCUGCCACCCCCGUGCUUCACGGUUGGGAUGGUGUUCUUCGGCUUGCAAGCGUUCCCCUUUUUCCUCCAAACAUAACGAUGGUCAUUAAGGCCAAACAGUUCUAUUUUUGUUUCAUCAGACCAGAGGACAUUUCUCCAAAAAGUACGAUCUUUGUCCCAAUGUGCAGUUGCAAACUGUAGUCUGGCUUUUUUUAUGGCGGUUUUGGAGCAGUUGCUUCUUCCUUGCUGAGCGGCCUUUCAGGUUAUGUCGAUAUAGGACUCGUUUUACUGUGGAUAUAGAUACUUUUGUACCUGUUUCCUCCAGCAUCUCCACAAGGUCCUUUGCUGUUGUUCUUGGAUUGAUUUGCACUUUUCGCACCAAAGUACGUUCAUCUCUAGGAGACAGAACGCGUCUCCUUCCUGAGCGGUGUGACAGCUGCGUGGUCCCAUGGUGUUUAUACUUGUGUACUACUGUUUGUACAGAUGAACGUGGUACCUUCAGGCAUUUGGAAAUUGCUCCCAAGGAUGAACCAGACUUGUGGAGGUCUACAAUUUUUUUUCUGAGGCCUUGGCUGAUUUCUUUUUUUAUUUUCCCAUGAUGUCAAGCAAAGAGGCACUGAGUUUGAAAAUAGCCCUUGAAAUACAUCCACAGGAACACCUCCAAUUGACUCAAAUGAUGUCAAUUAGCCUAUCAGAAGCUUCUAAAGCAAUGACAUCACUAUCUGGAAUUUUCCAAGCUGUUUAAAGGUACAGUCAACUUAGUGUAUGUAAACUUCUGACCCACUGGAAUUGUGUUACAGUGAAAUAAUCUGUCUGUAAACAAUUGUUGGAAAAAAUACUUGUAUCAUGCACAAAGUAGAUGUCCUAACCGACUUGCCAAAACUAUAGUUUGUUAACAAGACAUUUGUGGAGUGGUUGAAAAACUAGUUUUAAUGACUCCAACCUAAGUGACUCCAACCUAACUUCCGACUUCAACUGUGUAUUGGGUGUGUUAAUUACAUUACAAUUCAUGUUUAUUUUAAAUGAUAUAUUUACUCAAUGUUUGUUUACUUACUUAUGAAUCAUCGUUCAUGUCAGCGUGUAUUACUAUCUUUAUUAAUUCAGCACUAAGUGAAUCGAUCCACUUGACUUUAUUUAUAGCAACAACAAAUGGGGAAAACAAUUGUUGACAAUAAAUAGGAAACGUUCCUUAAGGCCAUCAUUUGGGCCAUUUUACCCAGAAGCCUUACCUGAUGCAAAAAGAGAUGGAAAGAUACCCAUGGAAUUAUAAAACAAAUCCACAUUUUCAUUAAAAGAAAUUAAGGACAAAUCUCAAACGAUACCCACUUAUUCCCUAUAUAGUGCACUAUAGUACAGAGGUCGGGUCACACACAUUUCCUCGGUGGCAAAGGUUAUCAACGUAGUAACAAACCCCAACGUUGCGACCCAAAACUGUUCAAACUGUUCACACCCCUCUUGUUGGCGGAGAUAAAACAAGUUGCAGUUUGAAAUCUAAUUUCCUGAAAUUCUACACAUUUUGCUGUGUCUUAUGUGUGUUCGUUCAUAUGAUACCUGAGUAGCUCAACAAAAUCAAUGGGGGCUCCCUGGGGGUGGAGGCCCCUGUGCACAUAAUCAGAUAACUACAAGAUGUAGAUAGGCAAGUUAGGCUAACCAGCUAUCUAGCUGACAUGCACUAGUAGUAAUUAACUGGACAUUUCUGACAGGUUAUAAAUAGCUCUCUAUGGUCUGUCAGUGAAUGACAUAACAAGAGGAAAACUGCCCAUGCACUACCACAUUUACAAAUUGCACCUUGUGCAUUCUAUUAUUAUAACUCUCAACAGCAGUAAGUUGAAAUCCCGACUGAGAUUCCCAAAGAAUUAAUCAUUUUUAUUUCGUCAGGACCUGCGGUCCAUAUCGACCCCUUUCUUGAUCCAGAUUACCCCGUUCUGGGUCCGGAUUGACCCCGUUCUGGGUCCGGAUUGAUCCAGUUGAGUAUGGGCUGCUAUAGGGCACAAGGUGUCAUCAAGACCGGGUGAAUCACAAAAUGUCAACCAAUUCCCUGUAUAGUGCGCUACUUUUGAACAUGGCCCAUAUGGUUCUGGUCAAAAGUAGUGCACUAUAUAGGAAAUAGGGUGCCAAUUGGGACGUAGACAUAUUGUUGCGCCAGGGAGUUGAAUAAAUAUGAGAUGAUGUUUCCUCAGUUAUAGUAGUGUUAUUUACUGUUUCCUUAGUCAUCUGUUAUUCCAGGCAUGUCACUACAUUGUAAAACAUGUUAAUUUGACAUGGUAGAUGACCGCAGUAAAUUGGAUAAGUGACCAUUCACCAGGUUUACUUAAUAUCUUUCUGGCAGGUCAUAGAAUGGGGAGGCACUUCUCUAUCACCGUACAUCAUAAAGUGUGAUGUUCCGCUAGCUGUCCAGACGUUCUCUGUCUGUAUGGGACACAGUACUCUGGGUGCGUCCCUAGUGGCACCCUGUUCCCUAUGUUGGGCACUACUUUUUUUAAAGAGAUUGUUCAAUCAAUAUGCUGUUCUUCAUUCACCAGUGGCCUUAACCAUCAACAGAAAAUUAGAUAUUAAUUCAGAAUAUUUUUUAUUUUAUUUUUAGGAACUGAUCAUCAAAUGGAACAGAUUUGAUGACACUGAGUUUGUAGUCAUAUUAAUGUACCAUUUUCUAGUACCAUUCUGAAAAAGUAUUUCAUGUGUAACGUUUAAUUUCUGAAUAAUAAUAAUAAUAAUACAAAGUAAAACUUUUAAGUAUUGUAUUCUUGGUUGGUAUGUAUUUUCUUCAAAGCACAAAUGCCUGAAUUCACACCAUCUUUCCCCUUCAUACCAUUACAGUACACGACAUUGUAUUUAUGUACAUUUCAGAUGCCUAUCUAUGUAAUUUGCUGUGGGCUACCACACAGGCAGGUAUUUUUCGAGUACUGUACCUUAAAAAAAAAAAAGUAUCCCCCCAAAAAGAACACUACACAUAUCAUUUACAUUUUCCAUAUAUGACUCAUCCAUCCCAGUCAUAAUAAUAUAGACUGAUGCUGGUGGAUCCAUUCCCAUUAUCCUCUUUGUGGAGAGAGAGAGAGUUAUGUUCAAAUCAUAUUUGAUUGGUUUUAACACCAGCUGCUGUGUGAGAUGGUGAAAUGUCGAGCUCAUGCCAAGUACCUCUCUUCCCCCUGUGCCUCAGCAAUGCCCUGCAGUCUUCCUCAAUUACUCAUUCAUGAAGCUCCGCUGUUUGAUAUUUCAUAGGGUGCCUGCGUGGGCCUCUUUGUGUGUGGUGUCAUCUGCCUAGGCUGGCUCUCUGGGGCAGUGGAGGAAAGAAAGGGGAUUAGAACCUUGGUAGUUAAGAGUUAGAGCUGUGUUCACUGUCUCUCUUCUCACAGAAACACUGAAGGGAACUAGCUGGGGCCUGUUCAGGAAGGCUGAAAUGUUCCUUUGUGUUGCAAAUUGUAACCUCAUAAACCGACAUUUAACAAAGAUGUGAUUUUCUUAAAAUCAUGGAGUGAAGACCUGUGGUCUAUCUGUAGAGCAGAUAUAAGAUAUCUAUUUCGGAACAUUUCAGUCUGCUGAACGCACAGCUGGGGGUCAAGCUGCUGGCUCUUUCUCACAGAAUGACACGCUCUCGGAAGGACUAGAUGGAACCCUUCACAUUCUGACAGGCACUAAUGCUGCCGAGAUGUCAAUCUGCUUUAGCUAAAGAUCAGCGCUGAGUACUAUACACUCCUUGUAUAGUGUAUAUAUUGUAUUUUUGCCAUUGUGAAUAGUGUAUGGUAUGUGUAAAAAUUCAGCGUUCCCAGAAAUAUAAUGCAUAAGUUGUUAACGCGGAAAGACCUUAAUAACCUUCUCCAGGAAAUAGAUGUAUCUUUAUGUAUAAUAGUGAUGUACACUACCGGUCAAAAGUUUUAGAACACCUACUCAUUCAAGGGUUUUUCUUUAUUUUUACUAUUUUUCUACAUUGUAGAAUAAUAGUGAAGACAUAAACUAUGAAAUAACACAUAUGGAAUGAUGUAGUAACCAAAAAAGUGUUAAAUAAAUCAAAAUAUAUUUUAUAUUUGGGAUUCUUAUGAGCUGUUCUUGCCAUAAUAUGGAAUUGGUCUUUUACCAAAUAGGGCUAUCUUCUGUAUACCCCCCCCUACCUUGUCACAACACAACUGAUUGGCUCAAUUGCAUUAAGAAGGAAAUAAAUUCCACAAAUUAACUUUUAAGAAGGCACACCUGUUAAUUGAAAUGCAUUCCAGGUGACUACCUCAUGAAGCUGGUUCAGAGAAUGCCAAGAGUGUGCAAACUUCCUACAUGAUUCCAUAUGUGUUAUUUCAUAGUUUUGAUGUCUUCACUAUUAUUCUACAAUGUAGAAAAUAGUAAAAUAAAGACAAUCCCUUGAAUGAGUAGGUGUUCUAUAACUUUUGACUAGUAGUGUACAUAUUUUGAACGCAUGUGAAGUGUUGGUCCUGUGUUUCAUGAGCUGAAAAAAAACAUCCCAGAAUUUUCAAUAUGCACAAAAAUAGUAUUUCUCUCAAAUUUUGUGCACAAAUUUGUUUACAACCCUGUUAGUGAGCAUUUCUCUUUUCCAAAGAUAAUUCAUCUACCUGACAGGUGUGGCAUAUCAAGAGGCUGAUUAAACAGCAUGAUAAUUACACAGGUGCACCUUGUGCUGGGGACAAUAAAAGGCCAUUCUAAAAUGUGCAGUUUUGUCAAACAACACAAUGCCGCAGAUGUCUGAAGUUUUGAGGGAGUUUUGCAAUUGGCAUACUGACUGCAGGAAUGUCCACCAGAGCUGUUGCCAGAGAAUUUAAUGUUAAUUUAUCUACCAUAAGCCGUAUCCAACGUUGUUUUAGAGAAUUUGACAGUACGUCCAAACCGGUCUCACAACUGCAGACCACGUGUAACCACGCCAGCCCAGGACAUCCACAUCCGGCUUCUUCACCUGCGGGAUCUUCUAAGACCAGCCACCUGGACAGCUGAUGAAACUGUGGGUUUGCACAACCGAAGAAUGUCUCCACAAACUGUCAGAAACCAUCUCAUGGAAGCUCAUCUGCAUGCUCAUCAUCCUCACCAGGGUCUUGACCUGACUGGUGUUCGGCAUCGUAACCGACUUCAGUGGGCAAAUGCUCACCUUCGAUGGCCACUGGCACGCUGGAGAAGUGUGCUCUUCACAGAUGAAUCCCGGUUUCAACUGUAUCGGGCAGAUGGCAAACAGCGAGUAUGGCGUCGUGUGGGUGAGCGGUUUGCUGAUGUCAACGUUGUGAAACGAGUGCCCUGUGGUGGUGGGGUUAUGGUAUGGGCAGGCAUAAGCUACAGACAAUGAACACAAUUGCAUUUUAUCUAUGGCAAUUUGAAUGCACAGAGAUACCGUGACGAGAUCCUAAGGCCCAUUGUCGUGCCAUUCAUCCGCCACCAUCACCUCAUGUUUCAGCCUGGUAAUGCACGGCCCCACGUCGCAACGAUCUGUACACAAUUCCUGGAAGCUGAAAAUGUCCCAGUUCUUCCAUGGUCUGCAUAUUCACCAGACAUGUCACCCAUUGAGUAUGUUUGGGAUGCUCUGGAUCAACGUGUACCCGCCAAUAUCCAGCAACUUUGCACAGCCAUUGAAGAGGAGUGGGACAACUUUUCACAGGCCACAAUCAACAGCCUGAUCAACUCUAUGCGAAGGAGAUGUUGCGCUGCAUGAGGCAAAUGGUGGUCACACCAGAUACUGACUGGUUUUCUGAUCCACAGGUUUUUUUUUUUUUAAGGUAUCUGUGACCAACAGAUGCAUAUCUGUAUUCCCAGUCAUGUGAAAUCCAUAGAUUAGGGCCUAAUGAAUUUAUUUCAAUUCCUUAUAUGAACCAUAACUCAGUAAAAUCUUUGAAAUUGUUGCAUGUUGCAUUUUAUAUUUGUAUUCAGUGUAGUAACACGAAAACUGUACAUUGAGGCUGCAAGGCUUCCACAAUAACCCACAUCCCAUGCAUAUGUCCCUUGAUCAUGUAUUUCACGCUUCCUACAGUACAACUCCUUUGAGAAGCUAAGGCUCUUUGGUUGUCAGGGGAGGGAGAAACCAUACGAGUCUUGAGUGUGAGACAUAUAGUUUAUUUCUCUUAAACCCCAAUACCCAUUGAGCCCAGUAGCACAGUGAGCGGCUGCUAUACCUGAAUACAUUUGGUGACACACUUUCAUUUCAGGAGGCUUGCCAGACGAUGCAAUAAUCAGGUAAGACCUGCGUACCGAGGUAGUGCUCAUGAGCCUUGAAGCUGUUGCUUAGAUUCUGUUGUGGUGAAUGUAAAGGAAAAGUGGAUUCACUUGAUCUAAUUACUACCUGCACAUUAGGAACUAGGAAAGUGAACACCUACCUGAUUGAUCAAAGAUGAUCACGUACAUAGGUGCAUUCAUAGGACACAGAAAUUCUUGCGCAUUCUGACAUUGUUACAUAAUUUGUAUCUCUUCUCUGAAUGGAACCCUCUGAUCUCAUAGAAUUCUGGUUUCCCGGGGAACAAGGAAACAAAGUAUUUAAAGCAUGCAAUAUUUUAGUCCUUCAAGAGCUCAUAACAGAACUGUACACAAAACUGUAGAUGGGGAAAAUCCAAUGGACUUUGUUGUGAAGAAGAUUGAAGGUAAAUUUACAGCUAAGUAAUUAAUCUGAUAGUUGAGUGGGAUGUUUGUUUAUGCAAACAUUUAUGGAUACAGUCAACACACUUGCUGAUAAAAUCAAAUGACUAUCUGAGCUAAUGUUGGCUUGCUAUUUAUCUGGCCCUGAAUGCACAUGCAGCAUGCUCUCAAUUGCAGCAAUACUCUCUCGUAUCUCAAUGUAAUGUUUAGAAUUUAAACAAAUUCUCUGUUUGUUCUGAUGUAGCCUUGCUUAUUUAAAUGUGUAACACUUCAAAUAGUAUUUUUUGCCUUUUGUCAUGGCCACUGAGUGUUUCAGUAAUGUGUCUACAUCCGUCUGACUAGAGCUGGAUAUAUCCAGGUAUCACACGAAGGGACACUAUAGGAAGCUUGGCUCGCCAAAGAAUGAUACCACAGAUGACCUUACUGAUAACACUAGGACUGCAGAGAGAGGUAAAUGAUUAUACUGGCAUUGGUAUCCACAAAAUAUGUAGCCUACAUAUUUUUGCAAAUUCUUGUGCUAGAGGAAUGGACAUUAUAAACAUUUAUCUGGAAAAGGAAUGCUUGUUCUGACACUUCUGAUAAAAUCAUCUCUUGUUAAGCGACAAUAUAGCAUUCAAUAUUAUUUUGAUUUUAUCUAGUUCAUCGAAAAUGUUAAUCACAGUGAAAUGUUGAGAUUGGGUUCCCUUUGUGACAUCACUGUUCUAGAAGGCCUGGGAUGAUGAUGCACAUGAUGAUUGCUCAAGUGUUAUAAUAAUAAUAAUAAUAAUAAUUUAUUACAUUUUUUUUCAUAUAAUUUAUUAAUGAACAGUUAUCAUCUACUCAAAGUAGCUGUUGAAACAGUGUAGGCAGGAUUCACUAAAGGUCAUGAGUGUGGACACUAAGGAGGAAUAAGAACAAAAAUACAAAUAUUGUCAUACUCUUUCAUGUUUUCAGAUUGCUGCCCUUAUGACACUAGUCAUGUUAUGAUGUAAUGUCGACAUAUAAAAGUGUUUAUCAGGGAGACAUGACAAUGACGUGGACAUUUCUGAAGGGGAAACUGGUAAUCGAUCUUGGUAAAAGUACAGAUAGACUCAAUGGAUUUAUCCAUUAGAUGUUGCUGCUUGAUGAAGGUCAUAACCUUAGUGAACUGUAGUUCGUCAAACCCAUUUCCACCUCUAGCUGUGGAGCAAAUGAGUAACCUUUUCCACUCACUUCCACCCCUGAAAACACUCCAACCAUUUCCAUUUAGACUGACUUUUAAGAGGCCAUGCAGACAUGAUUUUUCUUUCAUUGAUUCAAUUUUAGACCUCUAAUGAAGCCUUGGAAUUGAAAACUGCCUGCUGUCUGUACAGGUUGUGAGAGUCUCAGACUGCCUGAAGGUGCAUUCAAAGGCUAUAGAGACAACUCCCUCCAGACUCAACCCCAGUCUCUCCAGGCUCGGCACCACCAACCUGGGCAGCAGCCAGUACCGCGCCAGUAGGUCCGACCACCACCUCCACCAAGACACCAUGGUCCAUAGCUACUCCCUCAACCCGGACACUCCAACCCUGGCAGUGUCCAGCAGUUCGAACGGCACCGACCCUCACCCCCAGCCGCCAAAGACCAUGUGCUACCACCACAGCUCCGACUCCCAGAGGUCACUGUGCAGCGAGGUGGAUCCUCUCUUCAUCCGCAAGGUCACGGCUGCAGAACUAGUCUGCGGAGAGAGGAAGUACAGGUGCUCUGGCUGCCUGAGGUACUACGACCACCUGGGGACCCUGCUGGGUCACAUCGACCAGGGCUGGAAGGAGGGCUUCAGCUGCAGGGUGUUCUACGGGAAGCUGAAGACCAUGCAGGACUGCAGGCCCAUACUCAUGAUGAGUUGCCAGAGCAAGGAGGCCCGUCCCUGGAUAUCGACCCUAAGCUCUCCAGCUCCUCCAUCACGCGCCUGGGGUCGGCCUCGCUGGCCCUGGCCCACCAUCCGACCAACGUUGACGGGAGGAAGGGUCCUGGGACAAGAAGGCAGACAUGAUCCACAAGUGGCUGCAGAAGACAGAAGUGACAGCAUCGCUUCACUGAGGCAGUUGAUUGGAACAUGUGUGUACUGUUUAAUUGUUGCUGUAUUGUCUAGGUGUUUGAAACUGAGUGUGUUGAAAAUAAAUGAAUGAAUACAUGAACAUAAUAUAAGUGUCCUACUUCCCAGUUGAAUGUGUUUUACUCAGAGUUUAGGAUAUCUGAAAUUAUCUUAAAGGCACAGUGCAGUCCAAAAUGUGAUUUUCCUGUGUUUUAUAUAUAUUUCCACACUAUGAGGUUGGAAUAACACUGUGAAAAUUAUGAUAAUACCAUUUUAGUGUAAGAGCUGGUUUGAAAAGACCACCAGAAAAUGUUGCCUGUUUUGCUGGGAUGGAGUUUUGCCCUUCCAUGGUGACAUCACCAUCAGGUAAAUUAGUUAAUAGACCAAUAAGAAAGACAGUUCCAAACCGCUCUGCCAAUAACAGCAAUUCUUCAGUUUUCCCCUCCCAACUCAGACCACAGUCCUAGCAAAAUUCUUGCUUGAGAAAUGUAUUUCAUAUUGACAUUAAACGGAUGCAAUGGACCUUUAAUAUACAAUGUGGAAACUCUAUUUUGUCAUUUAGAGAUGAGAAUAGGUUUUCAUUCACAAAGGUUAAAGUCUCCUUGCAUUCAUAUCUUCCAUGUAGAAAGCCCUGCUUGUAGUUUAUGCCAUCAUCUACUGGUAUUUAAUCUGAGAAGCAUCUCCAUGGUGACGGAGAGAUGAACAGUCAGAACACAUAUCACACUUGCUCACCAAAGUCUGGAGUCUAUGGCUCUUCUUACCCCAAAGCGAAUGGACAUGGCAGAGCCAAUGCAGAUGACACAUAAUGACAAGCCUGUGUAGGAGAUUUACAUUUAUUCAGAUGUGUUGGCUAAAAAUAGGGAGACGCUCAAAUGUGAUUACUCCAUUAACGUUACAUGCAGCGCCUUGGGAUUUAAUUCACACCUCUGAGAAAUGUGAGCAUACAAAACGAGAUUAUAAAACAGAAACAAAUAUAUAAAUAAGUCUGAUAAUCCAUUUCCAUGUGCUAAACAUUCAAUGUGAAAGGAUGUUUUAAGAAAAAACAUGUUUUUCUCACAAAUGCUCUAGUUUGUGAAUUUUCCAGCCUCCUCUGUCACACACAUUGACAAAACUGUUUUGUAGUUUUCUUCUAGCUAGGUUAGAGCACUUCUCCAGUUCCUUCAUAAAUGCCAGAUGUUUUCAAUAGGCUGCUUUCUUGAGUUUAGCCUACCUCUCAAAUGCUGUACUGAAUAGAAAUCUGAAAAGCGCAAAGGCCAGUCAGGAGCAUUGAUUUGUGUUCACCUAGCAAUGUCUUUAUAGAUCAGGGUUCUUCAUAUGCGUUCCCCUCAUUUCUUGUUCUCUCUCCCAGCCUCAGUGAGAUGGCCACCCUCCCUCACGGUUUUGAGGACAGCAGGGCCGCACUUCCGACAGACCCAGUCCAUCCCUGCUCACCCUCCCUGCAUCACCCUGAAGCACACCCCACCCGGCCCUCAUGGACAGGGACAGGGACAUCCACCACAUCCACCUCAGCCUUCAGCCAAGGAGCGGUCCAAGUCGGUGGAGCCCAGAUACGAGCCCUGCCACCUGGACUUUAACUUCUUGCGCAUGGCCUCUACCAUGGAGCAGGUAGAGGGGGAGCUCCAGUACCGGUGCGCUGGGUGCCUGUUGCUCUACACCAGCCUGGCCGCACUGCAGAACCACAUCGGCCUCAGCUGGAUGGAUGGCUUCAGCUGCCGCGUCUUCUACAGGAAGCUGAGGGAGAUCCGCAACAGGGACGAACCCAGGAAGCUCCACGAGAGGGUCCAAACGAGUAGUGUUGCCGAGAAGCAGCUGAGGCCACCCACGUGCGGGGCAGCGCUGGGCCUUGCUAGAGGGGGUAUGAGUGGAGGGCAGACAGGGCUGAAGCAGGGAGCUCUUCCUGGAGCUGCAGGAAGGAAGGACCAGGGGGUGCCCAGCCAGAGGUUGACUCUGGAGUCGGUGGAGACAAUAAGAAGGAACACGGUGGUUCACAAGUGGCUGAAUGAGAUCGAAUGUUACCCCAUCCCUGAUGUCACCCCAUCACCAGAAAGUACAUAAAAGCAUCCCUCUUUUUGAUUCCCCAGUUUCACUGAAUGAGAAAGACUAUUGGCAUUGAAUGAAAGACUAUUGGCAUUGAAUGAACGACUAUUGGCAUUGAAUGAAAGACUUUUGGCAUUGAAUGAACGACUAUUGGCAUUGAAUGAACGACUAUUGGCAUUGAAUGAAAGACUUUUGGCAUUGAAUGAACGACUAUUGGCAUUGAAUGAACGACUAUUGGCAUUGAAUGAAAGACUUUUGGCAUUCAAAUAAAGACUAUUGGCAUUGAAUGAAAUACUAUUGGCAUUGCAUUUCUCAGUGUAAAGGUGUAAUUGCUGUCCUUAGAGGAUUUGCUCUGGGACGGUGGGACUGGUAUGUGUUUUUCACAAGCAGAUCAGUUGCUGUCUGUGUUCAUGCAUGUGUGAAUUAAAAUAGCAUCACUGCUGACCAGAGUGCAGUCUUUAAUUUCUUCAGCUGGUCUCUCAUACCGUGAGCAUGCAUCCUCCUCAUACCAGCCCCUGGCCACUAUUUAGUUUUUUUCUCAUUUGUUUCUCCUUCUGCUCAAUUGAAAGUAUGAGCAACAUUAUACAUAUUCAGGCUUAUAGGAUUUUAGAGUGUUUUAGAAAAUAAUUUGCUUGCCAUGUAAUUAAUUAUUCUAGCCUAUUAAUCUUAUCUAGUGUAGCAGAGGCAGAGAGGACGAGGAGCUGUGGAAUCAACCAAGCUCAAGGCCAGCCAUUCCAGUAAGAGAGCACAACUUUAAUUUUCCUCAGAUAUGCGCCAUAGGCCUAUCCAGCUGUAGGAAGAUUUUUCAUACAAAAUUCAUCAUUGGCAAAAUGAUUGGUUUAAUGGUUGGUUUAUAAAAUGACAAACAAUUGUUUGUUUAAGCGAUGUAGUCUAUGGUCAUUGCGUUGUUGAUGGUGGUAACUUUAGAAUAUUUUUCCUUUUACUGGGUGUUGAAAGGCGAUGUUGCUAUCAUAUUUCAUGGUUACAUUACACACAAAAUCCUUCCAGCCACUUAGAAAAAUCUGUUGCACCAAGCCUGUAUCUGAGCCUGCAGUGUAUUCCCACAACAUCUUGUGAAAUGGACCAUGUGGUACCACAGAGACACACAUCCAGUGGGGUUUUAAAAGCACAGUGGUUACAGAGUACAGCUGAGGUCCCUGUCUGACUACCAGAGAGAGAGAGACAAAGAUAAAUAUACAUCUCCUCAGUGCAGUAGGUGGGGAGUGUUGAUGAGCAUGGUGUGGGCAGGGGGUGCCGGUGCCUAGCCAAAGUCAAGUAACCUUUUCCAAGGGGGGUGAUUGAUUGGGCUCAUCACUGGGGGGCGCCGGAACAUUCUCAGUUGAAGGAGACAAGGGAGGCAGGAAGCUCACACAAACAGUCAGAGAUAAGUGCGAAUAUGGUAUGACCCAGAGGCCUCAUUUAUAGCCAUUGCAUACAUUUGACAAAACAUUUCUGCUUUCUCCAUUUCUAAAAAGUCUUUGCACAUACAAAAAUUUUGAGAUUUAUAAACUUGCCUCGCACAAUACAUACGCAUGUUUCCCGUUAUAAACCCGACCUGUCGUAAAACUGUGAGGGUAUGAACAAGCAUUAACGCUCCCAGCCUGGAAAAUGCCUCCAUUCACCUUUUAUGGUGACAAAACGCCCUUUAUUUGUUGUGUAAUUUGGAAUUAUUGGCAUUAUUAGGCCACGACAUGCAAAAGACAAAUUGUUGUUCAAUAUUUAGUUUAUCAAUAGAUUAUUGGGUUUCUAUGUCCUGCCUUUGUAAUGAAUACUCGGGGAGAAAAAGGUGUAGAUUCACACGCAGAGCUUGCAGCAGGUGUUUAUUUCGCCUUCACAGAAGGCAGGAAUCAUGGUCACAGGCAGGCAAUGGUCAUACACAGGUAGGCAAACAGGCCGGAGAAUCAAAAACUAGGACUGAAGGCUAUAACUGGUUCUCACAAACGAGCUAGGAAAAGGCUUAGUAGAGUCAAAACGAACAAUACCUCACGAGGCACAAACAGAAAGAACUGAGCUAAAUAAGGAGCUGAUGAGACCAGGUGAGUAACUAACACAGGUGAAAUCAAUGAACCAAAAUGAAAGACAGGGCUACGUUCAAGAACACAAAGAAACAGGGCUACGUUCAAGAACACAAAGAAACAGGGCUACGUUCAAGAACACAAAGAAACAGGGCUACGUUCAAGAACACAAAGAAACAGGGCUACGUUCAAGAACACAAGGUGAACUAAGAAAAUAAAUACAGAACCUUACAGCCUUGGUGUAGGCUCUGAGAUUAAAUAGGCAAUGAUGUCGCGCUUCUAUCGCUCAGCAAUACUGUAGCCUACCCAUGCUGUCAUAUUUUACAUAAACUACUGGUCUAUUUACUGUGAUGGCAGAAUGUUUUAGUCUUUAGCAGUAAUUGAUGCUGUAUCUGGUAAAGAACUGUCAGUUUCUGAAAGAGACAACAAUGGCAUAUUGUCGUGGACCUGUCAGCAGAACGUUUGAAUUCAACAUUGUUUUAUAUCGACUUCUACCCAAACCUAAAUAUGAGGUACUAAAACCUUGUAGGGCAGGAAAAAAAAACUGUAGUUACAGAUCUAUUUCUUGUGUGUUUUUGUUCUACUUUACUUUGUUAUUUAGUAUUUCUUUAAGCAGGCUACUAUUGAUAUUGAUUACUGCAUUGUUGGGAGAGAGCAGGCAAGAAAGGCCUUUCACUGUACUUGACAAUAAAUGUUAAACUUGAUACAUAGGCCUGCUUCAACGUAAUCAGCUGUUCACUAUCUGUGCAUCUGUGGGGUAGCAUGAGGACUUGAGGCCAACUCAAAGUCAAUGAUUUGGUUAGAAUGUAACACAAUUACGUUAAGCGCUUGUCUUUUCUCCUCCGUAGUUUUCUAAACAAUGUCGCUGGAGAUUUUUUUUAACACUUUGCAUGUAACAGAAUGCAAGACCAUAGGCAUCCUGUCAGGGGGUACGAAGCGUCAGGAGUCAGACAAAAUGGUGCAGUAG
Coregonus sp. 'balchen' is the source of this 34743-nucleotide messenger RNA. The record is from the annotation of a GenBank genome assembly. Lineage: Eukaryota; Metazoa; Chordata; Actinopteri; Salmoniformes; Salmonidae.